GACUCUCGAAUGGAGGAGCCCAGUAGCUCAAAUCUCGCGAUGGCUCCUCCUACCGGUCCUCUCGCCUCGCUCCCUUCGCGACCCGGUAGUCGAUAGAAGACCACGUUGAGAGCCAUCGAGACACCGUAGAACUAUACUAGCUUCCGGGACUCAUCCAAACGGCUGCGACUCUUCUCAGACGCCCACAGGCACGAGUGACUACUAUUUAAAAUGGUUGUGAAGAAGAAGAAGAAAGAAAUGCAAGUUACUGCAUUGAGCAUUUCUCAUCAGGACCUUGAAACUUUGAGAUCUUUGGCUGAUGUAGAAGGGAAAAAUCUAGCUUCUUUGCUGUUACAUUGUGUGCAACUCACCGAUGGAGUGUCACAAAUCCGUUAUGUUAAACAGAUUGUGCCUUUACUGGAGGAGGCAGAUAAAAAUGGCACGUGUGAUCCCACCAUUAGAAGUUGCUUGGAUAUUUUAGCAGGCAUUUACUUUUCACUGAGUCUAAAGAAUCCCCUGAAGAAAGUCUUGGCAAGCUCACUAAAUUGCCUACAUGAAUUUUUUCUAACUGAGGCCAUACAAAGUUUUACUUCUCGUCUUCAGGAAGAAUUGAAUACUACUGAUGUAUACUCUUAUAGGAGAGUAAUUGACAAUAUAUCUUCAUGUAUGGAGAACUUUAACUUGGGUAUAACAAGUGUCAAUAAUCUUCUUGAAAAUGUGCUUCAUUUUCUACAGAAGAGUUUAAUUGAAAUCUCAGAAGAAAAUAGAAAAUUUGCUGGAAAUCAUAUUGUUCAAACGCAGUUGAUGAAUGACUUAUUGGUAGGCAUUAGAGUUUCGGUAAUGUUAGUACAGAAAACACAAGGCCUCCAGAGAAUUCAUUUGAAGAUCUCCAGUUCUCCUGCAUGGCAGAGUAUGUGUGAAUUGCUGAGUAUUUUUACCAAGUUUUUAAACGAUGAUGACCUUUUACGGACAAUUCAGAGUACAUCGGGAUUAGCUGCUGUUCUUUUUAUUAAGGCUAUGUUUCAUCCACCUGAAAAGGUUCCUGAUUUGAUUAGUAGCUUGCUUCUCCGUUCAGUGGACUGCACGAGCAUCCCCGAGUGGUUUUUGAACUCCUGCAGGAGCCUUUGUUGUGCUGAUGUAUCCGAGUCAGCUCUCUUAUUCCUGUGUCAGGGGACACUCACCAUGUUGGACUGGCAGAACGGGACAAUGGGCCCGCGUGGGGAGGCCCUGCUCUUGGAUACUGUGCAUGUUUUGUUCACCUUGAGUUCACAGAUCAAGGAAUCAGUUCUGGAAAUGUUUCUGUCUAGAAUUUUGGCAUCUUGGACUAACUCAGCCAUAUAUGUUCUUGAGUCAAGUUCCCCAAGCCUAAAGGACAGCCUGAAUGGGAAUUCAAGCAUAGUUAAGAGACUUUUGGAAUAUGUUUAUACCCACUGGGAACAUCCAUUGGAUGCUUUGAGACACCAAACCAAAAUCAUAUUCAGAAAUAUUCUGCAAAUGCACCAGCUCACUGUCAAAGAGUCAGAGUUGGACAAGUCAGAUUUCGCUGCUGAUCGUUUCAUUUUUGAACUGACUGAGAGCCUUCUGCGACUGGAGUGGCAUAUUAAAGGGAAGUACAUAUGCCUUGGUUGUUUAGUAGACUGCACAGGAGUUGAAAGAAUUUUGGCAUUAGCCAAAAAUAUUCCAUCGCAAAUCUUAGAGGUGAUGGGGGACCAGUCCCUGGUACCUUAUGCAAGUGACCUCUUAGAAACCAUGUUUAAAAAUCAUAAAAGUCAUUUGAAAUCUCAGACUGUCGACAGUACUUGGAUUGAUGAGUGGCAUGAGACUUGGGUUUCUCCUCUCCUUUACAUACUGUGUGAAGGAAAUCUGGAUCAAAAAUCUUAUGUGAUUGAUUAUUACUUGCCAAAAUUAUUGAAUUGCAAUCCUGAAAGCUUAAGCUACAUGGUAAAGAUUCUUCAGAAUUCUGCUGAUGCUAAAACUGGGUCUUAUCACAGUAGAGGGGCCCUGGGAGCUUUGAUGGCAUGUCUGCGAACAGCUAGAGCUCAUGGACAUCUUCAGUCUGCAACUGAUACCUGGAGGAAUCUUGUGUCCAGUGCAAAAAUAAAGCAAGGCUUAAUUCAUCAGCACUGCCAAGUGCGGAUAGAUACAUUAGGCUUGCUUUGCGAAACUAAUCGAAGCACAGAAAUCGUUUCCACAGAAGAAAUGCAGUGGAUUCAAUUCUUUAUCACAUACAAUCUUAAUAGUCAAUAUCCAGGAGUGCGGCAACAGAUUUGUUCUCUUCUUAAAAAGUUGUUUUGUAGGAUACAGGAAAGCUCUCAGGUACUUUAUAAACUGGAACAAAAUAAAUCCAAACACGAACCAGAGAAUGAGUUAACCCAACAGCACCCUUCUGUUUCUUUACAGCAAUAUAAGAAUUUCAUGUCAUCCAUUUGCAACAGUCUUCUUGAAGCAUUGUUUCCUGGCUCUUCCUACCCAACUAGGUUUUCAGCUUUAACCAUUUUAGGCUCAAUAGCUGAAGUUUUUCCUGUCCCAGAAGGUCAAGUCCAAACAGUGUAUCAGCUGAGUCAUGAUAUUGAUGUUCGCCAUUUCCAAACACUAAUAGAAUGUUUAACCAGCACUUUUGAAACAGUGAAAAGCUUAGCAUUUGAUCUUCUGAUGAAGUUACCAAAAACAGUUGUACAGUUUCAGGAUUCAGAGAAACUGCAAGGCCUAUUCCAGGCAGCACUGGCGCUCAGCACCAGCACCAAACCCUAUGACUGUGUAACAGCUUCCUACCUGCUGAACUUCUUGAUCUGUCAGAAUGCUCUGCCGUCAUCUCUGUCCACCUACUUAAAAACCCGGCCGGUUGCAUGUGGAAAUGGAGAUAAGUCUGCUGCUGUGGUGGAAAGUAACACAUUAAUGGUUAUCAAAUGCUUGUUGGAAAAUCUUGAGGAAGAAAUAUCUCAGGCUGAACAUUCUCUGCUCCAGGCAGCAGCAUCGUUUCCAAUGUAUGGGCGAGUUCACUGCAUAACAAGGGCUUUGCAGAAGUUACCUCUGCACAGCCUGCAGUUGGUGAGUGAGUGGAGACCUGUGGUGGAGAAGCUCCUUGCGAUGUCCUACAGGCUGUCUGCCGUGGUGUCCCCGGUCAUUCAGAGCUCUUCCCCAGAAGGCCUCAUCCCAAUGGACACUGAUUCAGAGUCAGCAAGCCGCUUACAGAUGAUUCUGAAUGAGAUUCAGCCACGAGAUACUAAUGAUUACUUCAAUCAAGCCAAAAUAUUGAAAGAACGUGAUAGCUUUGAUUUGGAGGACUUGAAUGCCAGUAUACCAAAUAUUGAUACUUCUGCAGAAAUCAAAGGUAAAGAAGGAAAAACAUGUGAUGUAACCGCUCAGAUGGUGCUAGUAUGCUGUUGGAGAAGUAUGAAGGAAGUUUCCCUUCUUCUAGGCACCCUGUGCCAACUCCUCCCCAUGCGGUCUGUCCCGGAACCUCCUGGUGCGCUAUUGACGGAGGGGCAGGUUAAAGAAAUGGGAGAUCACUUUAAACAACACCUUUUACAGUCCAGGCACAGAGGGGCAUUUGAACUGGCAUACACUGGCUUUGUGAAACUCACCGAAAUACUGAACAGAUGCCCUAAUGUGAGUCUGCAAAAGCUACCAGAACAGUGGUUAUGGAAUGUUUUAGAGGAAAUUAAAUGCAGUGAUCCUUCAUCUAAACUCUGUGCUACGAGGCGCAGUGCCGGAAUUCCUUUCUACAUACAGGCACUGUUGGCAUCUGAACCUAAGAAAGGCAAAAUGGAUUUGUUGAAAACAACAAUGAAAGAGUUAAUUUCUCUGGCUUUGCCUACUGAUGACUCACUGAGUACUGUCCCCCAGGUUCAUGCUUUAAAUAUCCUUAGAGCCUUGUUCAGAGAUACACGUCUGGGAGAAAAUAUUAUUCCUUAUGUUGCUGAUGGAGCUAAGGCUGCAAUUCUGGGCUUUACAUCACCGGUCUGGGCAGUGAGAAAUUCAUCCACACUUCUCUUCAGUACCUUGAUCACAAGAAUAUUUGGAGUUAAAAGGGGAAAGGAUGAACUUUUCAAAAAAAAUACAAUGACGGGGAGUGAGUUUUUCUCUCGUUUCCCAGAACUCUAUCCUUUUCUUCUCAAACAGUUAGAAGCUGUAGCCAAUACUGUGGACAGUGAUAUAGGAGAACUAAACCGUCAUCCGAGCAUGUUUCUCUUACUUCUGGUGUUGGGGAGACUCUACCCUUCCCCGAUGGAUGGCACCUAUUCUGCUCUCAGCAUGGCGCCUUUCAUUCCCUUCAUUAUGAGAUGCGGUAACUCACCUGUCUACCGCUCCCGUGAAAUGGCGGCUCGUGCCUUGGUCCCGUUUGUUAUGAUAGAUGAAAUCCCUGACACCAUCCAAACUCUGUUGGGCAAACUCCCCAACUGCACUGACCAGUGUUUCCGGCAAAACCAUAUUCAUGGGACCCUUCUCCAGGUUUUUCAUCUGUUACAAGCCUUCUCAGACUCCAGAUACAGAAUGAAUGCAUACUUUCAGCAGGAGCUGGCUGACGUUGCUGUUUGUACCAAAGCCAAACUCUGGCUGGCCAAGAGGCAAAAUCCAUGUUUGGUGACCAGAGCUGUGUAUAUUGAUAUUCUCUUCCUGUUGACUCACUGCCUUGACAAACCCACAAAAGGCAACCAGCCAGUUCCAGAGCAUCUUGGCUUGUGGGAGGAAGUCAGAAAGAUCAUCUCAGGAUCCGAGCUAAUAACAGGAUUCCCCUACACCUUCACGGUGCCGGGCCUUCCCCAGUACCUCCAGAGCCUCACCAAACUGGCCAUCGCUGCGGUGUGGGCAGUGGCGGUCCAGGCUGGAGAGCAGACGGGGGGUGUUCCCAUCUCCUUCUCUCAGCUGCUGGAGUCUUCCUUCCCCGAAGUGCGCCUGCUGACACUGGAAGCCCUCUUGGAAAGGUUUUCAGCAGCAGCCUCUGGAUUAGGAGAGAAGGAACUGCCACCCUUGCUGUGGAAUAUGGGAGGGACGUUCUUAAUGUUGGCUGUGAAGGAAAAGCACACAGAAUGCUUCUGCAAGAUACUGAAAAUUCUCCAUUGCAUGGACCCCAGUGAGUGGCUUCCCCAGACAGAAUGCUGUACCCGUCUAACCCCCGAGGAGUUCUUGAACUGGACAAUGGAAAUUGCUUCCAAUGAAAGGUCUGAAAUUCAAAGUGUAGCUCUGAGACUUGCCUCCAAAGUGAUUGCCCACCACAUGCAGAUGAGUGACGAGACCAGGGACUUGGUAGCUCCCAAACUGCAGCAGUGGGUUCACUUGGUCAUCUCAUCUUGUGGAGACCAUCUUCCCACGGAGUCCAGGCUGGCAGCUGCUGAAGUCCUCACCAGCACCGCACCACUGUUCCUCACCAACCCCCAUCCCCUUCUUGGGCUGCAGGACACACUUGCCCUCUGGAGGUGCGUCCUUACCCUCCUGCAGAGUGAAGAGCAAGCUGUCAGAGAUGCAGCAACGGAAACGGUAACGACCGCCAUGUCACAGGAAAACACCUGCCAGUCAACAGAGUUUGCCUUCUGCCAGGUGGAUGCCUCCAUUGCCCUGGAUCUGGCCCUGGCGGUGCUGUGCGACCUGCUCCAGCAGUGGGACCAGCUGGCGCCCGGGCUCCCCGUGCUGCUGGGGUGGCUGUUGGAAGAGGGUGGCGAUGACCUCCCAGGCUGCGUGGAGAGCGAGCAUCAGGUGGAAGAAGACUACCUGUUUGAAAAAGCAGAGGUGAACUUUUGGGCCGAGACCCUGGUCUUCAUAAAAUACCUCUACAACAACCUCUGUCGUCUUCUCUCCAAGUCCAGUCCGCAUCCCCUCAGCCCUGAGAGGCUCUGUCAUCUUCAAAGGACAGCGUCAGAGCAGCGCCACCUCCUUUGCCAGCUCUUCAAAGAGCUGCCACCAACUGCUGAGUUUUUGAAGACUGUGGAGUUCACGAGACUGCGCAUUCAGGAGGAGAAGACUUUGGCGUGCCUGAGGCUGCUAGCCUUUCUGGAAAGCAAAGAAGGGAAAGAUACCCUAGUUCUCAGUGCUUUGGACUCUCCAGCAGAAGCAAAUGAGUGAACUCUUCCAGGAACAGAAAUGGCUUGUUGAAUAAAGAAGACUUUGGGGGUUGUGGGUGAGGGUGGAUUAGUCUCCACUAAAUCUGCAGGAAAUGUGUUGAACAUAAAUUCAACUAUUUUUUUCCCUUCAUACCUCCCUGACUUCGGUGGGUCUAGUCUUCUUACAGAGGAGUUUUUCUUCAGUUCGCUCAUUCAAGGUAGCCUGGUUUAUUGCAGCUACUGUAGGAAGUGAGGCUACCACAUUGAGUAUUUACUCUGUUUCCAGGUGCAGGCCACCUGCGGGCCUGAAUUAGCCUUUUCGUCCGUCCCCCAGGACCUCUAAUGUCCAGCCAUAGCCAGCCUGCAUUUUCUAUGAAUUGACUACACAGAAUUGGGUUUUGGCACAUGAUUUCCAACCUCCCCCACUUCCCCAUACACACACACUUAUUUUAUUUUGGGGGGAGGAUUUUUUUUUUUUUUUUUUUUUUUUUUGGCGGCUCGAUGUAGGAGCUGGGUUUGUUGGCAAACAGCCCAUUUGGUCAGAAUUCCAAAUUUUCUUCCAUUUUAGCUAAAGCAGAAAUAUGUUCCAAAUGUUGGAUCCUGAGAGUGUUAAGGAUAAACUUCGCACAAAUAGUUUUGUUUUUAUUGCCUGCAUGUGUGAGUCCUGAGUGACCUACAUAUGCCAUCUGAAUUAUUAAAAGAGCCAUUGAGAUCUCCUGUCCCCCAAGGAAAUGUUUGUGCUAAUGCUAGGUUACCCGAUUCUGCUGCCCAUGAGAGCAUAGACCCUUGGCUGAUAGAAGGAACCUGGGGAUAGGACAGCCAGGGUGAAUGAUGUCCUUUUUGAUGCCUACACUGUUUCCUAUCCUUUUCUUAGUGGCAAUAACAAGAAGUUUCUCACUUAGAAUGCCAGGAAACACAUUUAUACAUUUCAAUAAUUGAAUCUAGAAACCUUAAAGUGUUUUCUGCCUUCCUGAGCCCAGCUCUCUUCCUCGGACACCCAGCAGAUGUCACUGUUGCAUACAUUUUGCUGCUGGUCCUGUUUUUUGGUUUUUUUGUUUUUUUCAUUGAGUUACCACUUCUAAAUUGUAAUUUUAGAGUAACCCACAGACAGUUAUCUUGAAAUUCAUAGUUUGGAUGGAUCAUAGCCUCUUCCACAUUCAUUUUUUUGAAGAUUUUAUGUACUUAUUUUUAGAGAGAGAGAAAAGGAGGGAGGUGGAGAGGGAGAAAAACAUCAAUGUGUGAGAGAAACAUCAGUGAGCUGCCUGUGACAUGCCCCUGACCUGGGACCUGGCCUGCAACCCAGGCAUGUGCCCCAACUGGGAAUCCAAACGGCGACCUUUCGGUUUGCAGGACGACACCCAACCCACUGAGCCACAUCAGUCAGGGCCACAUUAAAUUGUCAUCCUAGUUAUCUGAAUAAGCCGUUUCAGCAAUAGUAUGUAAACUUGGUGCAGCUUUUAGGAUCUGUGAAUAUUUUUAAAUGCUGAGGUAAGUAGUGACUUAGAAUUAUAAUAUUGGUGUUUGAGGGUCUGAAGGGGCAGGUUACAGGAGAGGCUGGUAUGAUCAUUUCUUACUUUAGAAAGUUAGAUAUCAUUUGUCUCUCUUUGAAAGAAAAACGCAGCCAUAAUGGAAGAGGCCUGGAGAAAAGUUAACUUUGUGUCCCAAGUUUUGUCCUAAAGAGAACAGGAAAUUCCCUGGGUGGCUUUGCACCAUUCAGGUCAA
Pteronotus mesoamericanus is the source of this 7739-nucleotide messenger RNA. RefSeq names its product THADA armadillo repeat containing (gene THADA). Lineage: Eukaryota; Metazoa; Chordata; Mammalia; Chiroptera; Mormoopidae. Gene Ontology annotation, cellular component: cytosol. The transcript has 38 exons. Gene Ontology annotation, biological process: tRNA methylation. Bases 211 to 6039 code for a protein of 1942 amino acids. The record is from RefSeq and is a predicted model, not a curated record.